GCCGGGCCGGGCCGCACCGCCCCCCGGGCGGGGCCGGGAUCGGGUUUCACAUCCUGCCCCGCUCGCGGGCAGAGCGGGCGGCGCGGCUGAGCGGGACAUGGCGGAGAGCUCGGACUGGGUGGAGAUCAUCGAGCCCCGCUCCCAGGAGCGGAUGUAUGUGAACCUGACGACCGGGGAGUGCGGCUGGGAGCCCCCUCCCAACCUCAAGGUGCGCCAGUCGGACCAGAAGCAGUGGUGGGAGCUCUUUGACCAGAACAACAACCGCUUCUACUACUACAAUGCCAUCACACGGCAGACGGUGUGGCACCGGCCCCAGGGCUGCGACAUCGUGCCCUUGGCGCAGCUCCAGGCCAUGAAGCGCAGCUCCCAGCCUGACUGCCGGGGCCGGCAGCACCGCGGCAGCACCGGCAGCGACGGCAGAAGCACCCCCAUCCAAAUGGCCCUCCUGCAGGAGAUGGAGAAGAGCAAGGGGGACUGUGCCGCAGAGAAGAGGAAAGACCCUGGCAGGGAGACUCCUCCCCACUGGCAGCCUCUGCCUGGCACGAAAGCAGCCAUGUUGGUCAAAGUGAACAGUCUGAGGCGGAUACAGAGCUCUUCAAACAGUUCCCUUCAGCUGCAGGGUGCUCCAGAGACCAGCAGCCAAAAAUCUCUUCCAAAACCAGCCAUAUAUGCUCAGCCUCAAUCCACAUCCCAGAGCCCUGGAGCCACAAAGCAAAUGCCUACAGGAGAAACAAAGCAGUCUAUGCAGAUCAAAAAGACGGAGAAUGGUGGGUUUUGCCUCGUGCUGAUGAAUGGUCCAACUUCUCAAACGCCUCCAAGGAGCCAGACAGGAACCCCUCAGCCUGUAUCCCCUAAGUAUGCCUCCCCUGCACCUAUAUACGAUGAGCCAUCUUUAGAGUCUCCGAUUUAUGAUGAGCCACCAGUAGAUAUGGACACUGAAAGCGUCAGUAUGAGUGGGAUGUCUCCACCAAGGUCGCCGAGCAGUAGCUUAAAAAAGCGGCUGCAGCCAACCAAAUUAUUACAGCAUCCAAGUGUGCAACAGCAGCAAGCCGCAAAGAAGCAUGCAAGAAAUCCCUCUGCCACCGAAUACAGCCCAGCUGGUAGGGAAUAUAUAAAACACAUGGUCAAUGUUGACCAGUCUUCCAAACUCUCCCACUCUUCUGCUGCAACAGCUGAUGCCUCUACUAAACUGCCAGGUCAGCUUACUUCAAAGGACAGCUUCAAGCAGUCUUGGAGGAUCUUGGAAGCCAAUGUCCUCAAGAACAUGGAAGCCCACCACAGCCGGCAGAGCAGCCUGCAAGCUCAAGAAUACCCAACUGGAAUAAGCCAUCAGGACUCUGGUUAUUCGACUGGCCCUUCCCCAAGCUUGAGAAAAAGGAAAGGAAGGAGGCAAGGCACAGGUCAGGGAAGACCUGGCUCUGUGGGCAGCAGCAGCGAGCUCACGGCUUUGAAUGAUAAGCUGAUUGCUGAGAUGCGUGCUGUGGUGGGCAGGUCAGCAGCUUGCAGGGGAAGCAAAGCCAGCCUUGAUGCUGAAAGUCUGGAGAGUGGCAUCCCCUCAGAGAGCAGCAAAGUCAGAUUCCAGUCUGACCACCUGAAAAAGUGCAUCAGCCGGAGCUCAAGAGAUGACAUCUCAGCCAGUAACAGGUCUCUGUAUAGACAGGGCCUGGAGAGCAGAGGCAACUUUCCCAGUGAUGUGUCUCCACAGGACACAGUGAGGCAGAAGAGGACUUUUGAGAAAAUAGAUUCCUUAGAAAAGAAUGUGACCAGCCAGACAAGUUUGGCUUCAUCAGAUGCUACACGCCACUCCUCCCAGGCUGGGACAAUAGAGUUGGACCCCAAGCAGGAGAGCAGCGCCCAGCCUGGUGGCUGUGGAGGAUACCACUUCCCUUACAACACUCUACGGAAGCCCAUCUCUCAGAGCAGCAUGGCAGACUGGGCUUCUAAAAACCUCAACAUGCACACGCAGGGCAUCUUCCGCCGAAGGAUCUCCAUCUCCAACAUGCUGUCUUGGAAUGGUGGCUCUAUCAAAAAGCCAAUGCUCAUCACCAGCAACCGCACCAUCAAAAAAGAGGCGUGUGAGAUGUUCAAACUGGUGCAGAGCUACAUGGGAGAUCGUCAGACUCGCAUGGACCGGAAUCACGUGGCGUUGGUCACAGUCACCAAGUGCUGGAGCAUGCAGGGCUUACGGGAUGAGCUCUACAUCCAACUCAUCCGGCAGACAACAGAUAACACAUGCUACCGAAGUCUGGCGUGGGGCUGGGAACUGAUGGCCAUCAGUCUGGCCUUUUUCUCCCCAUCACCCAAAUUUCAGUCUUAUCUGGAAGGUUAUAUUUAUCGCCACCUUGACAGUGAUGAAAACAUUGCCCAGCGCAUCAAGGAGCUUGCGGAUCUGAAAAACAAGAAGAACUCAAAAUCCAGGAAAAAGAGGAAGCAAAACACCGAGGAUGAAGGUCUGCCCAUCAGCACCUACGCCAAAUACUGCUACAGGAAACUCCAGAAAGUAGCCGUCACCGGAGGCAAAAAGGGCCUCCGUAAACCGACAGUGGAAGAGAUAACACAUGCCAGGAAUGCCAUCGUGACGCCAUCGCUCUUCGGCAGCUCGCUGGAGGAAAUCAUGCUGCGGCAGCAGGACAUGUACCCAGGCAACAAGCUGCCCUGGGUGCAGACGCAGCUAUCGCAGCAGGUCCUGGCGCUGGGAGGAGAACAGACCGAGGGGAUUUUCAGGAUACCUGGUGACAUAGAUGAAGUUAAUGCAUUGAAGUUGCAGGUGGAUCAGUGGAGAAUCCCAAGCAGUCUCAGCGACCCCAACAUCCCAGCCUCUCUUCUCAAGCUCUGGUAUCGGGAGCUGGAGGAGCCUGUCAUCCCCCAGCAGUUCUACAAAGAGUGUAUCAGCAACUACGAGAACCCUGAUGCUGCCGUGGCCGUGGUGCAGCUUUUACCAGAGCUCAACAGACUGGUGCUGUGUUACCUCAUACACUUCCUGCAGAUCUUUGCUCAGCCAUCGAAUGUGGGCAGGACAAAGAUGGAUGUGAAUAACCUGGCCAUGGUGAUGGCCCCCAACUGCCUGCGCUGCCAGUCUGACGACCCCCGCGUCAUCUUCGAGAACACGCGCAAGGAAAUGUCCUUUCUUCGCAUGCUCAUAGUGCACCUGGACACGAGCUUCAUCAAAGGGCUGGUUUGAGCCUCUGCCCUGGGGUCCAAAACAUUGCUCUGGGGAGUCGCUGGGUGCCUGAAGUCUUCUCCCCUCCACUUAGGUUUCUUCAUUGUCUUUGCUGUUGUGAAACCCUGGGUUAGCCCCUGAGCAUCUCCCAGCAUAUGACCUCGAGGACAAGGACUGUUCAGCACCAGGAAGUCCUUGGACAUGCCAGGCUAGAUUCAGUGGUUCCUGGCCUUCCAGUGGGUGUCAGAGGGUGGCAGCCUGCCUCCUUGGAGCUGCAGGACUUGGUUGCUCAUCAAAAAGGCUGAGAGAUCCAUGAGAAACUGCUACCUGGGGCAGUAAGACUCUCCAUCUCCCUUCUGGAGGCAGAGUUGGCUUCAAGUAGGAAGACGUCACUCCUGUGUUGUGGCAUGGGCUGGUCCUGGGGGAGAUGCUGCCUCGUUGGGAUAUCCUACUGCUGUGGAGCCAGCCUGGUUCACCCCAUGAUGAUGUUGCUAGAGGGAUGUGAAGGUGCAGAGGGUUCGCUGAGGCAGAGGGGUUCCUUGGACUGCCCUGGUCAGUGGAAGCACAUUGCAGCCCAGAGGAGAGGAGGCAUUUGAGCAGACAUCUCACAGCUGGGAGCCCUGGCAGGCCAGAUCUGCACAUCAUCACCUCACCUACUCCUUUAGGCCACUGCAGAGCUGCACAGCAGCAUGUGGGACAGCCCUAUGCUGAGCUGAACCAGCACCCACCCGUGCUGUGAGGGCUGGGGACAAGAGGAAGGCCAUGCUCCUGACAACAGACAGAUCAACAACCUCCUAACAAGGACCAUAUCCUCUGGAGGGGUAACCCCAGCGACCUUGCGGCUCCUUUAUGCUACAGGCAGGGUGAGCUAACCUCAGCUUUCCUGAAGAGCACCUAAAACCAUGCUCAAGAGUGGCUUCCACGGCUCUGGCAUCACUUUCCUGGUACCACGUCCUUCCCAGACCACUCUGCCAGGACUGAAUACCAGUUCUGUCCAUCCUCCUGGUUCAGCCCAGGUCUAAAGAAAGCCCCCAACAGUAAGAAGUGCUCCUGUGCUCAGAUGUGCCCUUCCAGGCAGAGCAGCAGCAUUGCUGUGUGCUCAUGAAAUGCUGAUCCUGGCUGGAGUCAGCUGUGGCACCUAUGCUCUUCCCACCAAAUUCCCAUGGGAGUUGCAGAGCCGUUGAGAAGGGGAAAGAAGGGAAGAGGCAGAUCUGGGUGUCUGAGCUGUGGUGGAGCCUGUGUAAGGGUCGUGUCAGGCAUUCUCACUGCUGCUACUGAACCCCCGUGGCUUUCUGUGUGCCACCAGAAGUGAGGCACAGCAAGGACAGUGUCUUCCAGAGGCAGCACUUGCAUUUCCCUUCUGGAAUGCUGUUGCGUGUUCCUUAGCAAGCAGCAAUUUCUAGUUCUGUGGCAGCCUUGUGUUACACGUCUCUUCUUCCUUUGAAGUGUUUUCCCUGCUGGAGGCAGGUCUGCUGCAAAAAGCCGUGUGUUGGGAUUGCUUGUGCAGUGCCAGGUCUGCCAGUCACAUCCAAGAUUGCAUUUGCAUUUCUGCAUCCGCCUCCUGGUUGCAGUGGGGAGCUGAGCCCUGCCAGCAGUGAGGUUUAAGGCUGAUGUCUGGAUCUGUACCCAAAGUUUGGGCAUACGGUGCCACAUGCAGAGUGCCCCGAGCCUGCUGGCUGCUUGGAUCUCUUGCUGUGUGUGAACGGGGUUUUCAGGGUAUAUGUUUGCUCAGAUGAACUCCACAGUGGGAGUCCAGUUUGUCUCUAGCUGAACAAGAGUCAUGGUUCCUCUUGUACCAGGUGCUUCUGUGGGUCAGGAAAUCUUGCUUCCAUGUCUGGAUUAGCUCUGUCAGACAUGCCCCCAAAUAUGUGCCCAGAUCUGUUUCACACACCCAUCCCAUCCAAGCCAUUCAGCUCUGUUUGGCCUCCUGAAGCACUCAACAACUUCCGAUGUGGGGCUCUUUUACCAGAAGGGUAGGGACAGGCAGCUCUGCCAUGCUGUACUGACAUUGGAAUCUCUGACCAGGCUCAGACUGCAGCAGCCCUGUGGUGCCUGCCCUCCUCUUUGGGCUGCAGAUGCAUGUGCCUGUGUCGGGCUUUGCCUGCAGCCAGCCACCACGUAAGUGAUCCAUGUUAUUCCUUGCACUUAGCUGUAGCAGUCAAUCAAACCAUAGGCAUUUGCUGCUAUUACAGAUGAAUGCUUCUUGCCAGGGCUGUAAAAUAGGCUAAUAAAUGACACUGGAUAUUAUUUUCUUUGCCAACAGAUUUGUAAAUACGAAUCAGUAAAGCGGCCUCUCCUCUGUUAUAAUAAUAAAUACAAUCUCCAUGGUU
Messenger RNA from Strigops habroptila (Kakapo), 5490 nucleotides. Its product is annotated as rho GTPase-activating protein 39-like. Lineage: Eukaryota; Metazoa; Chordata; Aves; Psittaciformes; Psittacidae. Bases 98 to 3181 code for a protein of 1027 amino acids. The transcript is spliced from 10 exons. Gene Ontology annotation, cellular component: cytoplasm; cytoskeleton. The record is from RefSeq and is a predicted model, not a curated record. Gene Ontology annotation, biological process: signal transduction. Gene Ontology annotation, molecular function: protein binding; GTPase activator activity.